This is a messenger RNA of Nicotiana tabacum (common tobacco), 3538 nucleotides long. RefSeq lists its product as uncharacterized. NCBI's taxonomy places the organism in Eukaryota, Viridiplantae, Streptophyta, Magnoliopsida, Solanales, Solanaceae. The record is from RefSeq and is a predicted model, not a curated record.
ACUUCACAUUACAUUCCUAUACCUUACCAAUCUACUAGGAAAUUGACCUGCAACACAAUCUAAGAAUAUUCUUCCUUUUACAUUUAUUUGCUUUUAUUGAUUUUGCAGUUCAUUUAUGGAGAUUUAGUCCAAAAACUCUGUUCCACAUUCAGAGUGAAGUAAGACAGCAAAAAUGUCAGCUAAGUCGGAUUUCGCGCAGAAGCUACUGCAUGAUCUUAGGCUUCGUAAAGAAAGGGUGGCUGCUGCUCAAAAUUCAAGCUAUUCAUACUCCACGAGUAGAGAUGCUCAUGCUAAUCCGGGACAAAUUUACAAAGGAUCUCGACAAACAAAAACUCUAGAAUCCGUUAAUUCAAAAGUAGGGAACUUAGGUAGUAGGUCUAGCACCAGCAACCGAUCAUUUCGGAUUGAAGAAUCUUCAGGACAGAUUGUUCCCUAUGCUACUGGAAGAGUACAGAACUCUGAGAAAGUGGGAGAUCUUUCAAUGGCGCUCGCAUUUGCUAUUGAAAAUGGAGGAAAGUUUACUAAGAUGGAUUCUUCAAGUAGAAAUCCUGUGCUAACAUUUCUCCAUCAAUUUGGUCAGAGAUCAAUGGAUAGAAGUAAGAUGGAAAGGAGAACCAGCAUCGAUAAGUAUCAAUAUGCGAAUAGUCAGUUCCCUUCCAUCUCUCAUGUUCAUAUCAAUGAAGUAUCGAAAGGGAUACAAAAACUAAACCAGAUUCUAAGAGCUUGUUCCAAUGGCCUUAAUUUUGAUAAGAAUUCAAUUGAAGUUGGGACGGAACUGUUGAAAGGAGCAAUGGAUUUGGAAGAGUCCCUGAGAAUGCUUGUGAACCUACAGGAAGCUUCGGAUCAUAUGAUCAAGCCACAAAGCAAAAGCAGGAUUACAUUGCUCGACGAGGAUGAGGAAGAUGACAACAGCAUUGUCAAGAUAGGCGAUCAGAAGCAAGUAGAGCGGCCAAGAUUUUCAUUCGAUAAGCCCUCUAAAAACUCAUAUAUCACCAAAGAGACAACAAAAAAUGACAUCAAACAGCGGCUUAUGGCCCUAACAUACCCCAAUGAAACUCCUAAACUGCACGAAAAGCAACCUCUCGGCCCUAAGAAAUUGGUGGCCCAUAAAAGGUCAGCUAGUUGUGCCCCGGACUUCAAAAAUCUGGACCAGAAGAACCAGUCAAGUAGAACGAAAUCUGGAUCAGAGAAAGGGAGAAUUUCAAAUGUCAUUGCGAAACUAAUGGGACUGGAUGAACUCCCAGCAAAAGAAGAUAACAAGUCAUCGAGGAAAGGGUCGGAUUCCAAAAAGAAGCAACAGCCAGUUUUGAAGAAAACUGCAGGUCCUCUUGGCACUCCGGGCGCUGAGAAUAGGUCAUCUCUUAGUGUUGACAAAAACAUGAUACAAAGAAGUAACAUGCUACCAGUUCAGGAGGCAAAAUUCGCGCUUAAAGCUGAAUAUGUCCCUGCAUCUCCAGGCAGGAGCAAUGACAUGGUUUCUUCUGGUAGAGUUAAACAACAGGAGGAGCGGAGUAUAGCGGGUAACAAAGAUACAGGUUCGUCGCCCUCGGGCUUGCCAAUGACAAACAACAUGAUGGAUAAGCAACAUAGUAAAAUCAUCCAAGUAAAUCAAGUACCAGGAGAUCAAGUUAACUUCCGGCAGAAACAGAAAGAACAAAAUCAGACAAGUGUUAAGGAGAAAAUCACAAAAACAGUUGAAAUCAAGGAGCCUAUCCUGAAGAGUGACUCACAGCCAAAAAUGCCACAAACAUCGAGGGUGCCUCCAAUCGAUAUUGUGUUACAAGAACUUACUGAUUGCAAAGUGGAUAAAAUUUGGACAGAAAAGAAAGAGACAGACAGAUAUCUUAAAAAAUCUGAAGGACAAGAUGAGAAGCAUCAGGCAGGUAAGAAGGAGAAAUUGCUCUCAAAUAAAACUGUGCAGGCAAGAAAACACAAAGCAAAUCAAGUGGAAACCAUAACUUUACCAAAACCAAGGAAUCGUUCAGCAAGUUUAAAGAAGAAGCAGUUUUCUCUGAACCAAGCCACACUCGGUACAAAAAAUUCUACAAAGUCCAAAAAUGGAACACCUUCAAAAGAUUUUUCUAAUGGUAUAAAGCAAGUUGCUCUUGCCAAGAAUCGGAACUCUUCUACCUCUAUAGUGAUCACGCAAAGCAGCAAGAACAAAAAUGCCGAUCAAAAUGCAUUGUCAAAUGAAGUAUCAUCUAGAGAAGGGAAGCUAAACAGUAUCACUCAAUCAUCUAAGCAAGAGAAGCCAAUCAAUCUGCUACUUACAGAAAGGAAGGGAUGUCAUACCGAAAUUCAUAGAACUGAGACCUCUCCAAAAAUAGAGGAGUUAUCCGCAACUUUGCAAGACAUGAAACUGCAGAAAGAUGACAAAAGCUGCUACAGCAGAGAAGAACAGUUGACUGAAAGCUUGGCAACAGAAGCAAAUGUGGACAACAGAAGAUCCGACAAGCCAGAUGUGAGCAUGGAGAUGCUCAAUUUGCAGACAGAACUACAUAGUGAAAUAGAAAAGAGUCCCUCCUGCAAUGAAAUAAUGGAAAAGGAAUGCAACAACCUGAUAGGUUCAGAAACUGUGAUUUCAAAUGAAAAUCAUCAAGAUAAAACACUGGAAGUACUUGAAAUAUUCAUGGACCAGAAUCAUGGAGAAGAUAUGCCAAAGAUAUCAGAAGCUAUCGACCAACUUAAGGGGAUUCAUCAAGAAGUCUCACAGAACAUUAAGCUUUUCAAUGAUGAACAAAAUAGAAGUUUUUCUGCCAAAUUGACAGAAGAAGGAGGCACAGGAAUCUCCAAUCUUGUUAGAAACGAUCAAGAAACAACUCUCCGGUUAGUGUCACAAGAACCAUUGACAGAACCUGAAAAGCACUUCAAGGAGUCAGUUAUUAAAAGUCAACAAUUCCUAAACACAGCCGAGGCACUUUUCAAGCUCAAUAUACCGAUCAGCAUUCUCCAUGCCAGCGAUCAAAAUAACCAAGGGGAAGACGUCAAACUUAUGCUAGACUGCGGUUAUGAGAUAAUGAAAAGGAAAGCGAGAAGACAGGAGCUAGCAUUACAUCCUUAUGCAACAAUGUCCAUCGGAUAUAUAAAGACAAGGUCUUUGGAUGAUCUUAUCAAGCAACUCUGCAAAGAUUUUGACACAUUAAAGUUCUAUGGUGGCGAUGGGAAUAUGAGCGAUGAAUGUGAUGCAGCAGACUACCUACAUAACAUGAUCGGAAAAGAUAUGCAUAACAGAAAUCCAGAUGUGAACUCCAUGUGGGACUUUGGUUGGAGUGAACAAAUAAUGUUUGCUUUUUUUGAAAAAGAUGAUGUUAUAAAGGAUGUGGAGAAGCAUUUGCUCAAUGGACUCAUCGACGAGAUUACAAUGGAUUUAUUACGAAUAGCCAUUUCAGUUUGAUCGUUUGAUAGAGUAAGAAAGUCAUUUUGAGAAAGAUCGUUGGUCUUAUAAUUAUUGUGCAGUCUAAGUAGAGUUGAAAGUUAUGAAGCAAGUCUUGUAAGUAGUAAAUCAAAAGGCAAAGUUUAUAAGUAACACAUUUUUGGA